This is a messenger RNA of Coccidioides posadasii C735 delta SOWgp, 3563 nucleotides long. RefSeq lists its product as uncharacterized. The record is from RefSeq and is a predicted model, not a curated record. Lineage: Eukaryota; Fungi; Ascomycota; Eurotiomycetes; Onygenales; Onygenaceae.
GUCCAUGCUUGCUUGCUUGCCCCCCGGCACGAACGUUGGGGCGCGUAUCGUCAUAAAUAAUGAGCCUUUUUUGAAGGUGAAGACACAUGGUAUGCCAAUCUUAACGCUGGAGAAAUAUGAUUACGGCCCGCAAGGUGGUUGAAUGAAUGCGCUAAAGAAAUGCAUCGAUCGCGGCUAACAAACCUUCUUUUGGGAUGAUUUCUUCCCGAAUUUUGCUCGCUCGUCGUGCAUGUCACAUACCCCUUUUCCUUUCCUCUCGACCUGUUCAAAAAGGGUGAUUUUGCCGGUUUGGCGUACUCCGUACGUGCCCUUAUCAUUGAAACGCGCCUCGCUGCCCCGCGGCAAUCGAACUGUGCUCGAGCCGAACCCACCUGCAUAUCCGGUACGAAGCAUCACAACAACUCACGGCUCAGAACGCCGCUCGGUUUCAGCGGUAACUGGAGCCACGAGGGGGGCCGCGUGGUUGGAGCUGCAUAGGGAGUGGAAGCCGAUCUUUUUGGGUUUCCCACGCGGCUUCAUUCGUUCCCUGGGCCGUUGUCCAAAGCCUUUCUCUCCCUUGCAUAACACCGUUGUUUCCAACUGGCGGGAGAAAUUGCUCUGUGCUACGGACUACUCCGUCAGGAGUCCUCGUUUCCACGAAUUGAGACCGCAGUCUCGGAGGUAAUCUUUAAUGUUCUAGAUGUUGAUCGGCACCACACGCCCCGGAUGCCUACUGCUGCCCUAUUCUCGAAAAAGUAUGCGAAGUACCGUUUUGAUUGAUGAAAGAUGCCUACCAUGUUGCCCAUCCCAGAGCGAGUUUCGAGCAUCUCAGCUUCCUCCGGCGAAUUAAGCAGUCAUCUGAGUAGACGGAAUACAUCGUCCAGAGUAAACUUGCUUUCCGAGACGCCCAAUCACGACUCUCAAUUGCGGAGUGAAACGUUUCUGGCGAGGAUUAACAAAAGGAAUCCACAAGAGUCACAUUUACCUCAACCUGAAGAAGGAGAAUAUUAUCGAGACGGAAAUGGUGAUGGAAUAAAUGCUGCAGACUCAAUAAAAGGAGGAUAUCUGACGGAGCGUGAACUGAGCCAACGGGCGUCAUCUCCCCUGCUGGGUCAGACAUACAAGCGCAACCAUCAUGCGGGAUUAUCUUCCUUUCAUGCAAUCCCCAAACCUCUGCGCCCAUCCGAGUCAUCCUCGACGCUUCGGUCCAUCUAUGACCACCCCAGCUCACUGCCGUCGUACAAAACUUCAGCGAGUUCCCAUAGCGAUGUGAGUCUUAGGAAUAAUUUCCAGACUUUUACGCAACCAGCCCCUGAUAUGAUGACGGGUCAUGACAUAAAUGCUGGCCAAAAAGAGCGUCGAAAAUCGUUAAAGGCCAAACGUCGACCACCCAUGAUCGAUCUAUCGAAACUAUUCCCUAGGCCACGGGAUACCGCCGUGUCGCUUCUUUCCCCCCACCGGUUGACGACUUCACCCUCUCCUGUCUCUCUCCAUUCCGAUGCGUCUGCUACUAAGCCCUCAAAGAUCAAUCGAAUUUACAACGGCAAUAAACUUACCAAAAGACCAAGGGCGAGAGACGCCGCAGAAAUGCGCCUGAGGCUGCGGAAAGAAAAAUUACAACGUGAAGAACAGGAACACGAACAGGAUCAGGGAUACUAUGGCGAAAGACAACGAUUGUACCAAGACCAGCGGCGGGAAUUCCAACCCGAGAUAACGCUUGGUCCCACAUUGUCUCAGCGGCGGAAAUACGAUGGCUGGCGGGAUCCCACUAAAUAUCGACAUCGAACGGGCCCGGACUGGUUUGACGGUCCAGAGGGGCAAGUAAGCGAUGAUGAUGAGGAUUCUGUUAUUGGAGAGCAAGAAGCGCAGAACACGGUGCCUGCCAUGUUGGCUGCUCUCCAGGAAGUCAGUCGUCCUAGACAUAGCAGUUUCAGCUCUGGUGGUCCAUCUCUGUACAGAUCCAACCUAUCCAGAAGUUCAAGCCAAAUUAUGCCGGCCUCUUCAAAUAGCUCGACUAUUAAACGAGCGCCAAGUUCUCAGGAUCUGAGCUCAGGGCACGUCUACCAUCCAACUCCGAUGCUCGACGGAAAUCCGACGGGAUCGCAGCCUGGUCGCAACGCUAUUCCUGCCAAUCGUGGGCCCACAAAGUCGCAGAAUGGUGGUGCGGUCAUGAGAAGACCAAGCAAGCUAUCUUUAAACUCUAAAAACCUCAAUGAGUCUAGUAUGCUCUGUCUUUCAUCGUCCGAAGAUGACGAGGACGAGGACGAUCGUGAAGAUGCCACCUCAAGUUACGUCAAUCGAACUGUGCUACGGGACAGCAUUGCCACUCUUGAUGAAGGUGCUGAAAUCUGUACUGCGCAAGCUAUCGAAACUCGAAGCCAUUUCUCUAUUAAGAGAGUACCAACAGGUCAUUCUGUUAGAACACGAACGACCCGAUCCACGGCUCCGACUAGCCAAAAUAAUUCCGCUGCCUCCAGCGUCAUAUCAUCGAAUCGGAGUCGGAGUGGCUCAGUAAGCUGGUCCAGCCAAAUCCCAAGUAUUUCGGAGCCAGCAACUUCGCCGUCGUUGCAUCCAUCCACAGCACAGAGUCUGGACUCUCGCCGUCCUGGUUCGAAAUCUCAAUCAAAUAAACAGAACGCACCCCCAAGCAAUCGGAGGAGUCGGUUUAUGGCUGUUACUCGACAGGAAGAAUAUCUACUUGAGCUUAUCCGGCGAAACAAAGGUAGUAUUCCAACCAAUCUCUUCACGGAAGCGGAGUUGAGCGGCCCUGAGCCAGAGGGAAAGGUUCACCAUGCACAUCGGCCGACUUCUGCAUACAACUCCGACGUCUCUUUUUUGAAACUCAGCCCAGGGAUUCCACCUCGUGGAAAGCCACGAUUCCAUGCCGAUACGAGCACGCUCUCAGAUGGAGGCUCGCUGGCGGUGUCUGAUCCUGGUGAUGCGCUAACGGAGCACUCCGGAGCCUCCCCUCGAACCAGCCUAGUCCAUUCCGAUACAUUUUCCUCCCCGUCUACCGGGUUAGGGUCACCCCUUACGCCAACUUUGCCCACUAUUCAACGCCUCCCGUCACGUAAAUCUCAUCGCUCACAAUUUCCGACAGCAAUCCAGGAGGAACGACGCCAUUCUAGGACCCGUACGGAUAGCAGCAGCGCCAUAGUGUUUGACGGUGAUGAGAACGGCGGGAACGAUACAGAACAAAGUGUAGAUCUACCUAUCUGGGCCCUUGGCUGGAGUAACAAUGAGCCUUCUAAUGUCGCAGUGGUCCACUGAUUCCAUUUGUGGUCCACUGAUUCCAUUUGUCGUCGAUAGGGAUGGUAUUUGCUGGCAAUGCGUCCCUACUUCCGCCACACAUUGCCCUUCGUUGAAUUAUAACAUUACGACUUUCCAUUCUCCUAUUAAAUAGCUACAUACAUAUUCAUUACUCCAUUUCUGAAUUCGAGAACAGCUUAUAGCUAUCCCCUUAGCAUAACUUAAUGGUUAUUGUUCGCAAUUUUUCCCUCUGCCCAGAUCAAAUGACUUGUGAAUAGUUUAGUUAAAAUUCCUUGCAUGUUUCGAUUUGGGAUUUUUUCUCCUUUUUUUGAACC